CCCUUACUCAAUGUCGACAUUUCGCAUAAAUCAUUUCCCAAAACUCAACCUAUAAUUCAAUACUUGAAAGAGUGCGGCAUAGACACCAACCGCACGAUUGAAGAUUAUCGUAUGAAAAAAACUAUUCUUCAGUUUUUAAAAGGCAUAGACAUUGUAUACGCUCCGCCUGCUAGUUUUGGGGCUAUACCCAAAAAAAAAAAAGUGAUUGACAUUGGAGAUGCUCCUGCGAAAACGUUCUUCACGUUAGAUGAUGGCACAAAGAUGAACGUAAAAGAUUACUUUGCAUCGAAAGGUUGUAUCUUACAAUACCCUUAUUUGAAUUGCAUCACAACAGGUAGCACAACAAGAAAAAUUGCCCUUCCAAUCGAAUUCUGUUCCGUUGCUGAAGAUCAAGUUUUAAACCGCAAGGAUGGAAAUAUGCAAGUUUCCAAAAUGAUUAAAUAUUCCGCCACGUCUACAAACGAACGAAAAAACAAAAUUAUGAAUUUAAUGGCUCAUUUUCGUCACAACGAAAAUUCGACUAUAAGAUCCUUCGGCAUACAGCUGGGUGGCAAUUUUAUAAAAGUUCAUUUUCGCUUGCUGCCACCUCCAGAAUUGGAGUAUUGUGGCGGCAAAACUGCAUGUCCACGCGAUGGCGCCUGGCAACUGGCUGAUGUAAAAUUUUUAGAGACGUCAAAAGUUAACCAAGGACACAAAUGGGCAAUCGUUUAUGAAAAUAAAGGCCGACCCAUUAACGCGCAUUCGUUAGAAGAUUUUAAAAAGGCGGUCCAAAGGACGGCUCAACAAGUUGAUGUAAAGUUGGCACAGGAAGGAGAAAUAAGAGGUUUUCAAAAUAUUGAUUGGGUGUUACAAGAUCUUGCAAAGGAAGGUUAUGCUCUGGUAAUUGUUGUAUUACCAAAUUACGGCACAUCGUAUUCUUCGGUAAAACAAAAUGCAGAACUUAAAGUGGGGAUAUUGACUCAAUGUAUCAAAGAAAGAACUGUAUUGCGUGCCCCUAAAGACGCAUCGGUGAUUCACAACUUAAUGCUGAAAGUAAAUGCGAAACUAAAUGGUACCAAUCACAAGGUGUCUGAAGAAAAAGAGGCUGGAUUAAAAGAGCUUUUACAACCCAUCAGUAAUGUGAUGUUUAUGGGCGCCGACGUCACUCAUCCCUCACCUGAUCAACGCCACAUACCAAGCGUGGUGGGAGUGGCAGCAUCUCAUGAUGCUUAUGGUGCAUGUUACAAUAUGCAGUACCGUUUACAGAGAUCGACAGUUGAGGAGAUCGAAGACAUGAAGUCCAUCACUGAAUAUCAUUUGAACGUCUACAAAAGCUAUCAAAAUCGUUACCCAGCACAUAUAAUUUAUUAUCGAGAUGGAGUUUCAGACGGCCAGUUUCCCAAAAUAAAGAAAGACGAGCUGGGAGGCAUACGUCGGGCUUGCGACCAAGCGGGCUGUAAUCCAAAGAUCACUUGCCUAAUCGUGGUUAAACGGCACCAUACUCGCUUUUUCCCACUUCGUCAAAGCCAAGGUUAUAGGGAUUUUAAUAACGUCGAGCCAGGCACUGUGGUCGAUCAAUAUAUUGUCCAUCCCAACGAGAAACAAUUUUUUUUGGUUAGCCAUAAAGCUGUACAAGGCACAGCUAAACCUACGCGAUAUAAUGUUAUCGAAGAUGACGCUAACUUUAACAUCGAUCUGUUGCAAAAGCUCAGCUACAAUUUGUGUCACAUGUUUCCGCGCUGCAACAGGGCCGUUUCAUAUCCGGCACCUGCUUAUUUAGCACAUCUGGUCGCAUUUAGGGGACGUGUAUAUUUGGAAGGUACAAUGCGUUUUGGUAACCUGAAGGACGAAUAUAAGAAGCGAUCUAUUCAAUCUGUCCUAAUGAAACGAAAUCCAAUGUAUUUCGUAUAAAAUAAGAUCUAUUAAUGCGUCAAAUUACAUUUAAAAAAUAAAAUAAGCAGCUUAUUCCUGCAUUUUUCGUGGUUUAUACAAAUUUGAA
Messenger RNA from Glossina fuscipes, 1978 nucleotides. RefSeq names its product protein argonaute-2-like. Gene Ontology annotation, molecular function: RNA binding; protein binding. The record is from RefSeq and is a predicted model, not a curated record. NCBI's taxonomy places the organism in Eukaryota, Metazoa, Arthropoda, Insecta, Diptera, Glossinidae.